Megalopta genalis is the source of this 4239-nucleotide messenger RNA. RefSeq names its product phosphatidylinositide phosphatase spermathreecae (gene sp3). Gene Ontology annotation, molecular function: phosphatidylinositol-4-phosphate phosphatase activity. The record is from RefSeq and is a predicted model, not a curated record. NCBI's taxonomy places the organism in Eukaryota, Metazoa, Arthropoda, Insecta, Hymenoptera, Halictidae. Gene Ontology annotation, biological process: regulation of endocytic recycling; phosphatidylinositol dephosphorylation. Gene Ontology annotation, cellular component: early endosome; clathrin-coated endocytic vesicle.
UAUUGUUAGUCACGCACGCAGGAGCAAGAUGGCGAAUCAUCCAUCAUAGGCAGACUGUCGAGAGUAGUCGAGAGAGCUAACAUUACACAUGCAGCCUGGAAAUUAUCGUCCCGCAGAUAAAUCAGAAGAAUGGAACUGUUUCGCACUGACACGCAUUUUAUUUUCGUGAAAGAGCGAUAUAGCCUGUGGUGUGACAAAUUUACGGGUGAAUUCUCUGCGAAAUCGGAUUGGGAGUGGGCCUCUCCAAACGACUUAGAAUGUCUGGGAAUAUUUUAUGGAAUCAUUGGAAAAAUAGAACAAACAUCAGUAUUAGAACCUCGUUUAAUGCUAAUUAAAGAAGUUUCACCAGCUGGAGAAUUAUAUGGAGGUCACAUUGUAUAUAAGAUUAAAUCUAUUACAUUUUUACAUCUUGGCUCAGAAAAUAAUGACAUUGGACUGUUGGCAUGUAAGAAGCAUCAGAAUUUGCCAAAGAAAAAAAGUCAAAGUAGUUUGUUUGACGUGCCACAGAAAGCAGCUUUUGCCAAGACAUGGGGAACUAUUAAGAAUGCAACCAAUACCAUAAAAAAUACUACGCAACAAGCAGCUGCACUAGCAACAUCUCAGGUAAAAUCUACAGUAUCUAAACGAAGUGUUGUAAAGGAUAAAGAACGAUUUGAGAAAAGGAUUCUUGAAGAAUUGCACAAAGUUUUCUCAGAAACAGAUUCUUUCUAUUAUUGUCAAACUGGUGAUAUUACCAACAGCCUACAACGUCUUUGCAAUACAGAAUCAAGGCUGGAUGUAGAAUUGGAUAAACCACUUUGGCAAAGAGUAGAUGACAGAUUUUUCUGGAAUAAACACAUGCUGCAGGAUAUAAUCAAUCUAAAAACAGAUAAAGCAGAUUGUUGGAUUUUACCUGUUAUCCAGGGAUAUGUGCAGAUAGAGAGCUGUAAAGUAGAAGUAGGUUUUGAUGGUCAAUCUCAACAUGAAACCUUUAAUUUAGCUAUUAUAUCAAGGAGAAGUAGAUUUCGUGCCGGAACACGAUACAAACGACGUGGGGUGGAUGAUGAUGGAAAAUGUGCAAAUUAUGUAGAAACAGAACAACUAGUGUGGUAUCAUGACCAUCAAAUGUCUUUUGUACAAGUUCGAGGCAGCGUGCCUGUAUACUGGUCUCAACCUGGCUAUAAAUAUAAACCUCCGCCACAUAUAGAUAGAGGCGAAACAGAAACACAAGUGGCAUUUGAAAAACAUUUUACAGAAGAACUUCAGUUGUAUGGUCCAGUUUGUAUUGUCAAUCUUGUAGAACAAGCUGGUAAGGAGAAAAUCGUUUGGGAAGUUUACAGUAAUCAUGUGAUAAAUUACAAUCAUCCGGACGUGACAUACACAUCGUUUGAUUUUCAUGAGUAUUGUCGAGGAAUGCAUUUUGAAAAUGUGUCUAUACUGAUCAAUGCAUUGGCUACAGUACUGACAGACAUGGGGUACUGUUGGCAUGAUAAACAAGGCACAAUUUGCAUGCAGAAGGGAGUGUUUCGGGUGAAUUGCAUAGAUUGCCUAGAUAGGACGAAUGUGGUGCAAACUGCUCUGGGUAAAGCUAUAAUGGAAAUGCAGUUUUCUAAACUAGGACUAAUACCGCCAGACGGUACGCUGCCAACAAAUAUCAAGCAGACAUUUCAAUUGCUUUGGGCCAAUAAUGGCGAUAUUAUUAGUAAACAAUAUGCUGGAACAAAUGCUUUGAAGGGAGAUUACACGAGAACAGGGGAAAGAAAAUUUACUGGGUUAAUGAAAGAUGGCAUGAAUUCUGCAAACAGAUAUUUUCGACAACACUUUAUGGAUGACAUACGUCAAGUGGCGAUAGAUAUCUUGCUAGGGAAUCCUAUCAACGUUAAUGAACUGAAUACCAAUUGGUUGCACUAUUUAGACAUCCUUGAUAAUUGCUGCAAUGAGAUAAUCCCCAUGAUAACGACAAGCAUAGAGCUUCAACUUGCUACUUAUCCUGACUUUCUUUAUGCCAGAGCUAUGUAUUAUUUAGUAAGAUAUUACUUAAAUCGCUUCAGGGAUGUUUAUAGACAGGCAACCAUUGAUAUGAUGUUAGGGAAUUCAGUGAAUGAGGAAGUAUUUCAAGAACGUACAGAAGAAGAAGAUAAUGCAGCAACUGCAAUUCAUGUGAAAUUAUUAAUAGAGGAUUGCAAGAAAUUACUUGUACCUGACCCAGAAGUUAUUCUAGGCAGCUGGAGUCUUAUUGAUGCAGAUCCAGUAACUGGAGACCCAACAGAAACGGAAAUGGAUACUAUUCUUAUUUUAACACGAGACUGUUAUUAUGUCGCUGACUAUGAUGACCAGAUCGACAAAGUCACAAAUUACCAAAAAGUUUCACUGGGGGACAUUGUACUGAUCGAAUGUGGAAAGUCUGAGAGUUUAGUUUCUUUGUUUAAAAAUAAACAUUUUUAUUGUAUUAGAAUCAAUUACAAAGUAGCCAAUGAAACCGGUUAUUUUCACAUGUUUCGCAGUACAAAUUUACAGUUUUUUAAUAAUAUGGCUGUCAUAAAAACUGAAGAGGAAAGCACAGAGUCUUUAAGGGCAAUCUGUGAAACUUUCGCUGUUGCAAUAGAAAUGUCAGGUUUGCAAAAUAUUCCUAUAGCAAUAGAUGUAACAAUUGAUAGACGGAAGAGUAAGCUAGUUAAUGUUAAAGGAUCUACGGGUCUCCUAGAUCUUUCAUCUUUCCCAGAGUUGACUAGGAACGUCUCGGAAACACAGUUGCUAGCUCUUAAAAGUGCAGGAACAAAAGCUUUGAACAACAUGUCAGAGCAUUUCAGCAAGUUGAACAAACUCAGUCAUAGUUUUAGUGCUAGGAAACCGAUUGACGUGGCAAAAAAUAUAGGAAAAAAAUCUGAACCACUUGCAAAACCCACCUUUACGGUUGGUGGUAGAGAUAUAUCCGGAAAAAUACAACGAAAGCGUAAUAACAGCAGUAGCAGUAGCGAUGAUGAGAAUAUUUGUAUACCAUCUGGUCCUCUAGAGAAACCAGAAAACUUUAGCCACGAUAAGAAUUUGAUGGAAGCUUACACUCCAUCUAUUGGUAUCAUAAUGGGGGUGAAAAAUGCUGAUGUGGUGGAGCCUGAUGAUCACGAUUUGAUAACACGACCUAAUAAUUUGUCUGAUCAAAAAUCUAACUUACAGCUUCAAAAACCAGCAUUUGGGACAAACACCUUGAGUGCUUCUUCUCAAAUGACUGCAGCAACAACGCCAGAAAUAACAAUCCAGAAUAUGACCGACAGUUUGGUUGAGGAUAAUGAGAGAGUGGUCCCGCCCUCGACAUUAAAUCUUACAAAAAAUAUUAGUCAUUCCUCUGAGGCAAUGGAAAGCAGAUUGAUGCUCAACAAUAUGAACUGUAAUAAUUUGCAAACGGAUAGGUUGCAAGAUAAAAAAAGAUCCACCUCGGAACAAGAUUUGACCUUGAGCAUCACAUCUUCUCAAAGUGAAUCUGCUUUGAAAUCUAUAAAAACGAAUAUUGCUGUCACCGCUAGCCCAGCUUCAUCCACGGCCAAAGAUAUUUUAUCGCCAUUCUCGAAAUUCGCUAAAGGUGUACAGACAUUAGGAGCCAAUUUAGACCCUAGAAAAUUGAAAACAGGACAAGGAAGCUUACUGAAAAACCUGUCGGAUCAUCAUGUAGAACAACGUCAGAAAUUACAAGAGAGGUGGGGUUCUUGUCAAUCUAAGCUGAUUGCUUUGUAAGUUUUUUUAUAGAUCUCUUAAUACCUGGAAUCUGAAUGUCUAGCGAUGUGAUUGUAAUUCACAAUUUAGGGAUGCAACUGAGAAGUUAUUACACGCGAACAUUUACUUCAGCAUUGGAAUUGAUACAUGUAUUUCUCGUUGCUAUUGGUACUUACUAGAGAUGGUCUCAUGAGGAAGUUGUAUGUUCAAAUCACAUUUUUGACUCCAUCGAUUGUUUUGUAUUACUGCCAUCUUGCUAAAAAGUUUUUGCAAAAAAAAUGGCCAUCGUUAAACAUUUCCUACGCAUUCUCGUAACUGUUACCUUCUACGAAGUACAAUGUGGUCAAUAUUUAAUCAACAUCAAGUCUCUCGGUGUGUCUUACAAAUUACCUAUUACUCUACAUAUGUAUAAUAAUAAGGCCAAUUAGACUUUUGUUCUUAGAUUGAAUGACGAUUUGCAAAACGCUUUUCGCAUAUUUAUACCGAAUUUUCAUCUUGGCGGAAUUUGUAACGAUUUAAUGAAACGGAUUCUGGCGUUUGUUGCAUUUGGAU